GGCGCUGAAUUACCACAGAAAGGCUUCACGAAAAGUCACUCACUAAAUUCUCGACUAUUUGGAUUACAAUUUGGGAUUAUGAUUUUUUUUUCCUCCCGGAAGAAAAACUAACGACCAAAACGACGUAGGAUUACAAUUUAUUUCUGAAAAAUGGAAUUAUCCAAUAUCAAUUUGAGAGGAAUUAUGUGCAACACAGCGUGAGGAGAGGACUAGGCUACAUUCAGUGUUUUGUUGGAAGGCUGGAGGCCCCUGGCCAGCAGAACCUUAGGAGUCAGCAUGGCAAAGAUCUGCACAGACCGGUCCUACCCGUCAACGUCCCUGCAACGGCCGUCUCUCUGCACGCCAGAUGACAAUCUGGACUCCAUCGAGAACGGAACCUCCAGGCUCUCUCACUUCCUGUUCAUGCUGCGGACCUGGGCCUCUCACAGGAUGCACCACGAGGUGGAGAGACCGAACUCCUUCCUGGAGCGCUUCAGGGGCCCUGAGCUCAAAGAGGCCUCCAGCAGAGAGAGCAUUGCACAGUCACUGCGAUACCCCGACAGAGUCCGUAAGAGGAACCAAGUCAGUCAAUGGCCGCUGGCUACGUACAAUAUGAACAACUGCAACAACACAGAUGACAAAAAAGAUGACAAGAAGGACGAAAUAAAGAAAGACGAGAAAAAACAGGAAGAGCAAAAAGAUGAGAAGAAAGAUGAGAAGGAGGAGGAGCCUAAGAAGGAGGAGCCGAAGGAGGAGCCUAAGAAGGAGGAGCCUAAGAAGGAGGAGCCUAAGAAAGAGGAGAAGAAGAAGGAGGAGCCUCCGAAAGAGAUUUGGAUCAUGGACCCAUCAGCAGACAAAUACUACAAAUGGCUCACCAUCAUCGCAGCACCAUGUUUCUACAACCUGAUGAUGCUAGUGACCAGGGCAUGUUUUAACGAACUCCAGAACACGUACACGAUUCUCUGGAUUGUCCUAGACUACACCUCAGACAUAAUCUACUAUGCAGACACAUUCGUCAGGUCUAGAACAGGUUAUUUGGAACAGGGGCUGCUUGUGAAAGACGACAAGAAGCUUAGAGACAAAUAUAAAUCAACGGCACAGUUCAAAUGGGACAUGAUUUCAAUGAUACCCACAGACCUGCUUUUUCUGAAAGUGGGCUUCAACAACCCCGAGCUCCGACUGAACCGGCUCGCAAAGAUGAACCGCCUCUUCGAGUUCUUUGACCGCACAGAAACCAGGACCAGCUUCCCCAACGUUUUCCGAAUCAGCAACCUGGUACUUUACAUCCUGAUCAUCAUCCACUGGAACGCCUGCAUCUUCUUCGCCCUCUCCAAGACCAUCGGGUUCGGCUCAGACACCUGGGUGUACCCCAACAUCAGUCACCCUGAGCAUGGCCGCCUUGCCAGGAAGUACAUCUACUGUCUCUAUUGGUCGACCCUGACCCUGACCACCAUCGGAGAAACCCCGCCCCCCGUCAGGGACUUUGAGUACAUCUUCGUGGUCGCUGACUUCCUCAUCGGCGUGCUGAUUUUCGCCACCAUUGUCGGUAACGUUGGUGCCAUGAUCUCCAACAUGAACAAAAACCGUGCAGACUUCCAGGCUAAGAUUGACUCCAUCAAACAAUACAUGCAGUUCCGUAAGGUCUCCAAGGAUCUGGAGGCCAGGGUCAUCAAGUGGUUUGACUACCUCUGGACGGAGAAGAAGACCUGCGAUGAGAAGGAGGUGCUGAAGAACCUGCCAGACAAGCUGAAGGCCGAGAUUGCCAUCGACGUCCAUCUGGAUACCCUGAAGAAGGUGAAAAUCUUCCAGGAAUGCGAGGCCGGGCUGCUUAUUGAGUUGGUGAUGAAGCUGCAGCCUCAGGUGUUCUCCCCAGGAGAUUACAUCUGUAAGAAGGGAGAUAUCGGCAGAGAGAUGUACAUCAUCAAGGAGGGGAAGCUGGCCGUGGUGGCGGAAGACGGGGUCACACAGUGGUGUGUGCUCAGCGAUGGAGCGUACUUCGGAGAUAUCAGUAUCCUGGGCAUCAAGGGUUCCAAAGCUGGCAACAGGAGAACGGCCAACAUCAGGAGCGUGGGUUACUCGGACCUCUUCGCCCUGUCGAAAGACGACCUCAUGGAGGCUCUCACUGAGUACCCUGAAGCCAAGAAGAUCCUGGAAGAGAAGGGAAAGGCUACGCUGAUGAAGGAUAACAUGAUUGAUGAGGAAAUCGCUAAUGCAGGUGCCGACCCCAAGGACAUGGAGGAGAAGAUCAUAAGGCUGGAGAGCAAUAUGGAAACCAUGAUGAGCAAGUUCGCCAAGAUCAUGGCUGAGUUUACCUCCAGCCAGAGCAAGAUCAAACAGAGGAUCACCAACAUGGAGUCAACAGUCAAGUCAGUCCGGCCCGAUGAUAUAUCUGAGGUGGUGGCCGACAAGUAGACCCAGAACACAACGUAUUUACCCAGAGACUUCAGGAACCUUUCACACUGAGCAAUGCAGAGUAAAAGGACAAAGCCAACUCAAUGUGUUUGAAUAGGGAAGGUGCGUCUGAGUGGUAGAGGUGAGCCACUCCACCCAUUGGCUCUGUGUGGGAUGUGUUGCCAGUGUGUGUGAGCCCUUGCAGUUAACACAGAGAUGGUUUAAAUACAUAGAACGGUAGAUAGUUUGAUACUUUUUGACUGUUCAUAUUUAUACUUCAUGUGUACAUUAUCAACCACGUAUUUAUGUACUUCUUCUUGUGUAAAAAUGCACCUCUAAAUAUGUGUCAAAUGUCAAUAUGUUCAUAUCCAGUGUAUGCAGGUGGAUACACCUUUCCAUAUCCAGUGUAUGCAGGUGGAUACACCUUUCCAUAUGCAGUGACUCUGAAGUUGUGCAGUGACUCUGUCUCCUGAGUGGCGCAGUGGUCUAAGGCACUGCAUCGCAGUGCUAACUGUGCCACUAGAGAUCCUGGUUCGA
This is a messenger RNA of Coregonus clupeaformis (lake whitefish), 2907 nucleotides long. It is a transcript of the gene cnga3a, whose product is annotated as cyclic nucleotide gated channel subunit alpha 3a. The record is from RefSeq and is a predicted model, not a curated record. Gene Ontology annotation, cellular component: intracellular cyclic nucleotide activated cation channel complex; plasma membrane. The transcript is spliced from 8 exons. The coding region runs from base 277 to 2391 and encodes 704 amino acids. NCBI's taxonomy places the organism in Eukaryota, Metazoa, Chordata, Actinopteri, Salmoniformes, Salmonidae. Gene Ontology annotation, biological process: monoatomic cation transmembrane transport. Gene Ontology annotation, molecular function: protein-containing complex binding; intracellularly cAMP-activated cation channel activity; intracellularly cGMP-activated cation channel activity.